This is a messenger RNA of Heterobasidion irregulare TC 32-1, 306 nucleotides long. RefSeq lists its product as uncharacterized. The coding region runs from base 1 to 306 and encodes 101 amino acids. NCBI's taxonomy places the organism in Eukaryota, Fungi, Basidiomycota, Agaricomycetes, Russulales, Bondarzewiaceae. The record is from RefSeq and is a predicted model, not a curated record. The transcript has a single exon.
AUGUCAGCCACGUCCUAUUCCUCCUCUCCUCGCGUUCUUUUUCGCGGUCUACCUUGCACUCUUACUCUUCGACACCCGCCUUGUCUCACUCCCCCCGGCGACGCGCUUCGGUCAGGUUAUUGCGAGUGUGGGCUUUGGAUGCGACGUCUCGCAGAACCGCACGCUGAAGACACUAUGGGCGCGCGAUGUCGCAGACCCGCCAGACGAGAACAUGUAUCAGUGCAGGCGAUUCUUAUAUUCCUCCCUCAAACACUGCUUCAACGUAUCCACCGUCACUCCCCAGUCGCGCGGCGUCUUUCUGUCUAA